Messenger RNA from Racocetra persica, 293 nucleotides. The record is from the annotation of a GenBank genome assembly. Lineage: Eukaryota; Fungi; Glomeromycota; Glomeromycetes; Diversisporales; Gigasporaceae.
AACCACAAUUAGUAGCUUUUUCUGAAAUUUUAAAUCAGAUACUUAAUGAUAGUGAAUCUAAUGAUCAACUACUUGUUCCAAUCCAAAAAUUAUUACUUCAUAGUGUCACAGAAUAUGAUAUAUUUCUUUGUGGUAUAGAUACAAGAGAAAAUGAAAAUUCUAAUCAAGUUGAAAAUAUUGGAUUGACAAUGAGAUUUACUUUGAAAAAAGAAUACGAACAAGAAAAUAUUAUAUAUAUCUGGCCACAACUCUCACCAGUUCGUAAAGGCUCAGAUUGGAAGGAGUUCUGCCAU